AUGGAGCUAUCGAAAGUUUUUUAUCUGUGGACAGUGCUAACUUUUUUAGUGCUACAUUGUGUGAUGGUUGGCACGGAGCAGAGUCCUUUUGAACUGCCCGUCCAAUUAGUUGGUUUUCCAUUCAUAAUAAUGGCUGUACGAGUUACUUCUUUCCUCAAGAAACUGUCGUACGCCCUCGAUCCAGCAACGUACCGCUCCAGGAACAGACGUCAACUUACUUUUGCAAGCGAUCCAGAGAAUUAUGACGUUCUAGAUGUGGAAAAAUAUAUCGUUGGUGAAUUCGGCGCCCGCGCAUGUGUUUUUGAGAGAGUGUGCGCACACUAUGCGGCAAGGGCCAGGAUUCAACCGAAGCCUCAAAUGGACUGGCCAGAUGUUUUUAGCCAGUACAAACGUUCUCCUGACCAGGCCAAAGAGUUGUACCUUCUCAGCGUGUUCCUAGGAGAUAUCGUGGGGUCACCGCAACUUUGUCAUCAGCUUGGCAAGCGGCGGGGCUGCGAUGACUCCUUACUUAGAUAG
Messenger RNA from Pieris macdunnoughi, 516 nucleotides. NCBI's taxonomy places the organism in Eukaryota, Metazoa, Arthropoda, Insecta, Lepidoptera, Pieridae. The record is from the annotation of a GenBank genome assembly.